Molecule: messenger RNA, 171 nt
Organism: Fusarium redolens
Lineage: Eukaryota; Fungi; Ascomycota; Sordariomycetes; Hypocreales; Nectriaceae
Exons: 1
Source: RefSeq, a predicted model, not a curated record
CUCGGCUUAUACUAUAAUUCACCAGAGCCAGCAAUAAUUUAUAUUAAAUAUAGCUUUACCUUUAACCCUAUGCACGUGCCGUAUCACCUAGGCGAUAGGCAUUAUAUACCUAAGUCGGCCUGCCAUAGUCUAAAGCCUCUAACUUACUCUCUAAAUCUUCUAAACCCAGAG